AAGGGAUUACAUUUGACAUCACGAUUUAAAUACAUUUAUAUAAAAAGGGCAUUCAAUACAAAAUGAAUCUCAUUGUAUGUUUAGUGUGACUCGUGAUGGACAACAACAUAGAGGAACCAAUAGUUGAUUUCAUGAAAGUCGAGUGGCAGAGGGGUAGGACUCCCUCAGACAUUAAGGACAUAUGUUUACAAUUAUGUUCCGAUUAUUUGGGAGGCGUUUGGCCUCAAGUGUCCAUCGAUGACAUCCAAGUGAAACGAUUGAGCGGUGGUCUCACGAAUCAGUUAUACUAUUGUGCUCUCAAUGAAGACCUGAGGAAUAGUGAUACGACUGAACCACAAGAAGUUGUCCUCCGAUUAUAUGAAGCAAAACAUUUCAAUAAUAUGGAUAAUGAGGGCAAUGAGAGACUUAGUGAUACCAUAAUUUCAGUUUUAGUCUCUGAAUAUAAUUUGGGGCCAAAAAUAUACGGACUCUUCGAAAGCGGACAGAUUUUGAAAUAUUAUAAACAUAAGCCCUUUAGAUCUGACGAACAAAAUGACGCCAAACUGGUCGACGAAUUGGGCAAAAGGUUAGCACAGAUACACGCCAUGGAUGUGCCCAUCAAGAAGAAGUGCAUCUCUCUUUUAGACACAUUCGGCAGCUUUUAUAAGGAGGCAAACAAUUCAUAUGAUUUGCAAACAUUGUAUGAGGAAUGCAAUUGUCAAUCAUUGAUGACAUAUGACUUGAAGGGAGAGUUAGAGUGGCUUCAGAAGACAAUCAAAGACAUUGACUCUCCGGUGAUGUUCACUCACGUCGACUUCAGAGGCAACAACAUUAUGGUCACAGAAUCGGAUGGUUUAGUGAUC
Molecule: messenger RNA, 842 nt
Organism: Oppiella nova
Lineage: Eukaryota; Metazoa; Arthropoda; Arachnida; Sarcoptiformes; Oppiidae
Source: the annotation of a GenBank genome assembly